AUGACUUAUAACAAUGAGGAAGAUGGUGAUGAUGUCCCAAUAGUAGAUAUUGAUAAGAAAGCAUCGGUCAAUAGUGGAGGUGUUCCCCAGACUGUAGUGACAAUGGAGCAAUUGGCAAUGACUGUCCAACAACUACAACAAGAGACACAACUAUUGAGAUCACAGUUGAACGCUGUAACAGAGUCCUCUAAACAUAUUUAUUUUAACACCAUCAGGAAAAGAGGUCAUGUUAAAUCAGAAAGAUCUACCAGAAUCAACAACAACAUUGAUGUCGUAUACACCUUUCACAUCAUCCACAACCUCUACAACAACAUCUACAACCUCUACAACCUCUACAACCUCUACAACCUCUACAACAUCAACUUCAUCAACUGCAACUACAGCACUUUUGGCCACGCCAAACAACACAUCAAUGGUCGAGUUUGGUUUGUGGUGUCAACAUCCAAUGCCAAUCAAACUUAG
Messenger RNA from Acytostelium subglobosum LB1, 462 nucleotides. RefSeq lists its product as hypothetical. The coding region runs from base 1 to 462 and encodes 153 amino acids. The record is from RefSeq and is a predicted model, not a curated record. NCBI's taxonomy places the organism in Eukaryota, Evosea, Eumycetozoa, Acytosteliales, Acytosteliaceae. The transcript is spliced from 2 exons.